CCGGUCUCUGGCCUUUCCUUGUGAUGCCGCUUCCGGUCAGCCUCCACUUCCUGUCCCAGCCCGGCAGCCCCCCAACGGGGUCCUGGGACCACCCCCCCCUCCGGCCCCAUAGCGACGCUCCGAGCCCCAUAGCGGCUUCCUGUAAGCGCUCUUAGUCCUAAAGCAGCCCCACAGCAGCGCCCCGAGCCCCGCGCCGGGCCCGCAGCGGCAACGCCAAUCCCAUUGGAGGCCUGAGGGAAGCCCCCCCGUCCCCCAGGAGCCCCCCAGCACCGCAUCACCGCUGCCAGCCCUACAACAACGGCACCGGCCCCAUAGGAACCCGCAGGACUUCAACGCUCCGUCCCCAGCGGAGCCUCCCGCUCAUCUUUCAGACACCCAGGGAGGUUCUGGGGGGGGGGGACCAUGUCCCGCGGAGCGGCUGAAGGGACCCCUGUGCCCCCCCCGGGCCGACCCACGGUGUACGUGCUGCUGGAGGGGCCGCGGGCCCCCGACAGUCUGCAGGUGGUGAGCGUCAGCUCCGUGCUGCCCGAAUCCGGCAUCGUGGCCGACAUCGAGUGGGACCCAGCUGGAGGUGGAGGAGGUGCAGACAACGGGAAAGCAGCCCCUGGUGAACCCCCGCCUGAGGACCCCCCCGGCCCUUUCUACAGCCUGAAGAGCCAACCGCUGCCCCACAGCACGGCUGCGGCCCCCCCAGCUCCUCCCUCUUCACGGGUGCUGCUGCGACAGCAGCUGAUGCGGGCACAGGCGCAGGAGCAAGAGCGCAGAGAAAGAGGUGGGGGAGGCCCCCCCGGCCCCUCCGCACCCUCCCAGGCCCCCGGCCCAUCACCUGCCAUCGCCGUGGGAGCCCCCCCGCAGCGGGCACCGCCACCUCAUGUACCCCCCGAGGUGCUGAAGGUGCAGACCCACCUGGAGAAUCCCACACGUUACCACAUCCGUGCAGCACAGCGGCAGCAGCUGCGGCAGUACCUGAGCUCAGCCCGCGGUCGCAGCCCACCCAGCCCACCUGCACCCCUCCCAACGGCCCCCCCCGCUGCUGCUGCACCCCCCCAUAGCCCCAUGGCACUGCUGCACAUUGGGGCGGGCUCUGAGAAGGAGAUCGAUGACGUCAUUGAUGAGAUCAUCAGCCUGGAGUCCAGCUACGAUGAGCUGCUCAGCUUCGGUCCCACCGACAGCACCGCGCUGCCCAGCACGAUGCCCGCCCCCGCGCCCCUCCUGGAGGUCUUCAGCCCCCCCACGGCGGGCAGCAGCUCCUGUCCUGCUGAGCUGCCCUGCGUCAAGGCAGAGCUAUCCGAAACAGAGGCGAAGGCGCUGCUGAAGGAGCGUCAGAAGAAGGACAACCACAACCUGAUCGAGCGGCGCCGACGUUUCAACAUCAACGACCGCAUCAAAGAGCUGGGGACCCUCAUCCCCAAAUCCAACGACCCGGAGAUGCGUUGGAACAAAGGCACCAUCCUGAAGGCGUCGGUGGAUUACAUCCGCAAGCUGCAGAAGGAGACGCAGCGCUCCCGGGAGCUGGAGCUGCACCAGCAGCGCCUGGAGGAGGCGAACCGCAGCCUGCAGCUGCGUGUGCAGGAGCUGGAGCUGCAGGCGCAGCUGCACGGCCUCCCCCUGAGCCCCCCCACAGCAGCACCACUGCCAGAGGCAGGGGGGUCCGAGGAGGAGACCCCCGGUGCCCCCCCUUUCCCCCCUCCAGCCCCGCAGUGCCUGCUGGACCUGGCGCUGCCCCACGACUUGGAGCUGCCGCUGGGGCUGGUCGGUGGGGGGGGGCUGGAUGACCUCCUGAUGGACGAGGGUGGGGGGCUUGAGGCUUUGGGCCCCCCCGGAACCCUCGUGGCCUCUCCCGUGCCCUCCUGCGCCUCCAGCCCCCGCAGCAGCCUUAGCAUGGAGGACGACCCCUGAGCGCUCGCGUGGCCCCUCCCGUCUCCAUCCACCCGUGGGAUUUUUGAGCUGUCUCUUUAAGAUAGAGGAACUCUUUGAAGGGUGUGUAUCCCUUUAAGGUGGCAUCGCCGCUUUAAGGCGGUGGGUCCACCCUCCUGGCCCCGCCUCUCCCUUGGCUCCUCCCCUGGGGGCGGGCCCUCAGGCGCAAAGCCCCGCCCUCUCGCCCUCGCCCUGCCUCGCUUAAAGGGGCCGCUUCCCAUUUUUAUUUCUCCUCUCAAUUUUUUACGGAAAUCUUAAAAAAGAAAAAAGUGGCGGAAAUAAACAUUUAUUAACGAAACGGUGCCUGGUU
This is a messenger RNA of Phasianus colchicus (ring-necked pheasant), 2227 nucleotides long. Its product is annotated as transcription factor E3. The record is from RefSeq and is a predicted model, not a curated record. Gene Ontology annotation, biological process: regulation of transcription by RNA polymerase II. Lineage: Eukaryota; Metazoa; Chordata; Aves; Galliformes; Phasianidae. Gene Ontology annotation, cellular component: nucleus. Gene Ontology annotation, molecular function: DNA-binding transcription factor activity, RNA polymerase II-specific; RNA polymerase II cis-regulatory region sequence-specific DNA binding; protein dimerization activity.